This is a messenger RNA of Brassica oleracea var. oleracea, 1117 nucleotides long. RefSeq names its product regulatory-associated protein of TOR 1-like. Gene Ontology annotation, biological process: positive regulation of cell growth; TOR signaling; cellular response to starvation. Bases 491 to 721 code for a protein of 76 amino acids. Gene Ontology annotation, cellular component: TORC1 complex; cytoplasm. Gene Ontology annotation, molecular function: protein-macromolecule adaptor activity. NCBI's taxonomy places the organism in Eukaryota, Viridiplantae, Streptophyta, Magnoliopsida, Brassicales, Brassicaceae. The transcript has 2 exons. The record is from RefSeq and is a predicted model, not a curated record.
GAUUCAAUUUUUUUUUUUUCUCUCUUUUCUUCUCUGUCGUUUCGUUCUCUCUCUCUCUCGUUCUCCGGCGGUGUCUUCUGUCGUUCCAAAUCCUCCGCUUCCUGUAGAUUCCUAGGGUUUCCGCCACCGCUUCUCUAUCCCUGUGGUUUGUUUUCCCCCCGAGCUGGAUUCUCUGCUCUCGCGCCGCUGGUUCAGCGGCUUUGUUGAUUGAUUCGAUUCUAAUCGAUCUCCGAUUCUCGCCCAAUCGUAACAAUAACCUAGGGCUGCACGAUUCGAUUUUGAGGGAUUUUCAUCGGGUUGUUUGAUUCUCUCUGGUGUGUUCUCCGAUUUGGAUGGCAUUGGGAGACUUAAUGGUAUCUCGGUUCUCAGUCACCGCUACGACGACGACUGUGUCUCCUCCAGUCACGGUGAUUCAUCGCGGAGGAAAGAUUCCGACGCUACGAGUAGUAUCUACGGAAAUGGCACGGCGGAGAGAGCCUCUGUUACCAGUAUGGCGUACUUGCCGCAGACUAUCGUCCUCCGCGAGCUUAGACACGACGCGUCUGAGGCGUCUGCGCUCUUGGGGACUUCCGAGGGGAUUGUAUUGGCUCCUAAAUGGCGGCUUAAAGAGCGAAUGAAAACAGGAUGUGUAGCUCUAGUUCUGUGUUUAAACAUUACUGUUGAUCCGCCGGAUGUUAUAAAGAUAUCUCCUUGUGCAAGAAUUGAGGCUUGGAUAGGGUGAGCCCCUAUCAUCUUUAGAUGUUCCAGUAUCUCCUUGCAGGGAUGAUGAAGGCAUCAGAGAAACAAAGUGCAGGGAUGAUCUGGCGUCUAUCCCAUAUUUUGAUCAACAUUCGCUUUCAGAAUCAGCCCCAGAUUUCGAUCUACAACCCCCUGCUGCGUCAGACGCCACUGCAGAAGAGGAAAGCUACCGAGAGUUGGCAUCUGUUCCAUCAUAUGUUGAACUUACCACAGAACAAAGCGAAACUGUUGGAAAGUUGGCUUUAGAAAGGAUAAUUGAAUCAAAUAGACAUGUCUGCGGGUUUGAUUGUAACCGACGAUGUUCUCUUUUCUAUAUACUCUCUUUGUCAGUAGGAGUUUUGGUUUGGUACUUGGUAGAGUAGAAAGAGCAUCCUCUAAA